Messenger RNA from Rhineura floridana, 1284 nucleotides. It is a transcript of the gene CLN5, whose product is annotated as CLN5 intracellular trafficking protein. Gene Ontology annotation, cellular component: lysosome; lysosomal membrane. The record is from RefSeq and is a predicted model, not a curated record. Gene Ontology annotation, molecular function: hydrolase activity, acting on glycosyl bonds. The coding region runs from base 93 to 1127 and encodes 344 amino acids. The transcript has 4 exons. Gene Ontology annotation, biological process: lysosome organization. NCBI's taxonomy places the organism in Eukaryota, Metazoa, Chordata, Lepidosauria, Squamata, Rhineuridae.
ACUUUAAUCAGCUGACUGCAGGGUGCAUGCGUGUGAAAGAAAUACGGAAGUGAAAGUAUUAGCUCCUGCGUGAUUCGACUUUUGCAUCUAGGAUGGGCUUCAGGAUGGUUGCUGUCUGGGAGCUGCACCCUCUUUUUCUGCUGCUCCUCCAGUUGGAGAUGAGCUUGACCGCAGACUUUCUGCAAACACAGCAGUGGCCGGUGCCUUACAGGCGUUUUGAUUCCCGCCCAAAAACAGAUGCUUACUGUCAAGCUCGUUACACUUUCUGCCCAAGUGGCUCUGCCAUUCCAGUGAUGAGUGACGAAGAUGUCCUUGAGGUAUAUCGAUUACAGGCUCCUGUCUGGGAAUUCAAAUAUGGAGAUCUCCUUGGUCACAUGAAAAUCAUGCAUGAUGCUGUUGGUUUCAAGAGCUCCUUAUCUGGAAAGAACUACACAGUGGAAUGGUAUGAACUCUUCCAGCUAGGGAACUGCACAUUUCCACAUCUACGACCUAAUUUGCUUGCACCUUUCUGGUGUAACCAGGGGGCUGCCUGCUUUUAUGAAGGAAUAGAUGAUGCUCACUGGAAGGAGAAUGGAACCUUGGUUCUGGUGACCACAAUCUCAGGAGCUAUAUUUAAUCAAAUGGCAAAAUGGGUGAAAUAUGACAAUGAAACUGGCAUUUACUACGAAACGUGGACAGUCAAAGACAGGCCAGACGAGCAUGCCAGAGUGUGGUUUGAGUCUUACGAAUGUUCCAAGUUUGUACUGAGGACAUACCAAAAACUAGCUGAACUGGGAGCCAUUUUCAAGAAGAUACAAACUAAUUAUACAACUCUUACUCUCUUUAGUGGUGAGCCCACCCUCUUUGGAAAUGAAACAUCUAUAUUUGGAGCUCAUGGAAACAAAACACUAGCUCUAGCCAUCAGAGACUUCUAUUCUCCAUUUAAACCUUAUCAGUCAGUCAAAGAGUUCGUUCUAAAUCUCUUGAGAAUAUUUGAUGAAGUGGUUCUGAACCACCAGUUUUACCUCUUUUAUAACUUGGAAUAUUGGUUUUUGCCUAUGAAAUAUCCUUACAUGAAAAUAGCCUAUGAAGAAAUCCCAUUACCUAAUACAAACACCACAAAGCAUAGCAUCCAGUUUUCCUUAUAACUUUACAAACCCAGUAUCUUUUUUGCUAAUGGUAUCCUAAGAGAGAUCUAGGAAGUAUUUCAGGUUGAUGAAGAUGGCUGAAACUACUGGGAGAUACCUGGUUUUUACCAAUACUGAAAAGGUUCCUGUAGGGAAAUAAAGGCAACAUCUGACUCAA